Colletotrichum destructivum is the source of this 1419-nucleotide messenger RNA. RefSeq names its product Putative target SNARE coiled-coil domain, vesicle transport v-SNARE domain superfamily. The coding region runs from base 217 to 903 and encodes 228 amino acids. The record is from RefSeq and is a predicted model, not a curated record. Gene Ontology annotation, cellular component: SNARE complex; endoplasmic reticulum membrane; Golgi apparatus. The transcript is spliced from 2 exons. Gene Ontology annotation, biological process: retrograde transport, endosome to Golgi; macroautophagy; intracellular protein transport. Gene Ontology annotation, molecular function: SNAP receptor activity; SNARE binding. NCBI's taxonomy places the organism in Eukaryota, Fungi, Ascomycota, Sordariomycetes, Glomerellales, Glomerellaceae.
CGUCCAACACGACGACCAAGCAACCCGCCUGCAUCCAGACUGUUUCCGGAUUUCCCGCCUUUACGACCUACCACCGCCGCAUUGACGACCAUCGAUAUUCGCCACGAACUCCGGACGACUUCAAUUUGAUUUCGUGAAAGACUUGAAAAGGAGGCCGCUCUACCUCCCAAUCAUCAUCCCCGAUUGCCUUUCUACCCCCAACCAGCAACCGCCACCAUGUCCAACCCACUUGAUACCGAGCCCGGCUCCGAGCGCUUCAGCGACUACGAAGCGGAGCUGAAGCUCGUGCAGGCGGACCUCGUUCAGAAGCUUGACCAGAUCCCCGAACUGACGGGCGAGCCACGCAAGGCGGCUCUCUCGUCCGCCGAGCGCGCCCUUGAAGAAGCCGACGAGCUGCUCGCCCAGAUGCGCCUCGAGAAGGCCAACAUCCCCACCACCCUGCGCUCCAAGAUCAACGCCCGCUUCCGUAACCACGAGUCCGACAUCGACGCCCACAAGCGCAAGCUGCGUUCCCUCGCCGACGACCGCGCCGCCCUCUUCGGCGCCCGCUACACCGACAACCCCUCGGGCAGCGGACAGGACGUCCAGCUCGAGCAGCGCCAGCAGCUGCUGUCGGGCACCGACCGCCUCGACAGGUCCACGCAGCGGCUCAAGGCCAGCCAGGCCCUCGCCAACGAGACCGAGGGCAUCGGCGCCAGCAUCCUCGGCGACCUGCACACCCAGCGCGAGACCAUCCAGCACACCCACGACCGCCUGCUCGAGAGCGAGGGCUACGUGGACCGCAGCGUCAAGACGUUGCGGGGGAUGGCACGUAGGAUGGCUACCAAUCGGGUGAUCACCAUUUCCAUCAUCACCAUUCUCGUUCUCCUCAUCAUCGCCGUCAUUUACAGCAAGUUCAGAUAAGGGGUACGCACGCAUUCGGCAGCAGUAGCAAACAGAAACACCCGUCGGGAGUGCGGGGUCCGGAGUUUCGGGUUGUAUAAGGGUUCCAUCACGAUGUACUUUUCUGUUUCUCUCUCUCUUCCUAUCAUCACCGGGGAGCUUCAACAGAGUGGUGUUUUUUCUUGUUUUGUGUCAAAUUCUUUUUUCUUUAUGCGGAGAAGGCAGCCUCGGGUACGAUGUUAAAUAACGAAUAGGGGAAAACUCCCCUGCUGGUCUGGGUUUGAAGCAUGCCGAGAGUCGAAACAGAGACGCAUCGAACCGAGCCCCCCAUGACGCUACUAGACAAUUGACAGGCCGCUACCACCAUGCAUAUAUGCUUAUAUACAUACUAUCCCAGUCGUUCAUUGUAAAUACCAAUUUCUUUUUCUCUAUCUACCGUACCCGAACAGGACGCCGACGUUUUUGAGACCCUUUCCCUUUCAACUCGGGGUCGCUUGUUAAACCUCAUUGAAUGGGUAUAAUCACACUAAAUUUCAA